Messenger RNA from Dicentrarchus labrax (European seabass), 5227 nucleotides. It is a transcript of the gene senp7, whose product is annotated as SUMO specific peptidase 7. The transcript has 23 exons. NCBI's taxonomy places the organism in Eukaryota, Metazoa, Chordata, Actinopteri, Moronidae. Gene Ontology annotation, molecular function: SUMO-specific endopeptidase activity. The record is from RefSeq and is a predicted model, not a curated record. The coding region runs from base 225 to 3323 and encodes 1032 amino acids. Gene Ontology annotation, cellular component: cytoplasm; nucleus. Gene Ontology annotation, biological process: protein desumoylation.
UUCCCGAUGCACUUCCGUAGUAACCGGAUGUUGCUAAGCAGCAUUGAAGCGCUUGUUAAGUACAAACUCAAACCCAGCAAAAAUGUGAACCUACCACGUUUUGCAAGUUGCUGCUGGAAGCGUUCAGGGGAAGCUAGAUGUCUCUGUUGUCCUUAUAUGCUCUGUUGAUAUCUAGUGAAGCUCCGGCCGAGGUGUUCUUGCUGUGCCUUACCAAAUCGUGAACCAUGAUGGAGCGAAGAAGAGCCUUAACUAUUCCAUUUACUGUUGACAAGGACAACUUGAUGGAAAGCCCAUUCAGAAUCCCCAUGACAUGUUUUUCAUCACAGUGUGGGAAGUUUGAAAGACAGCAGGUUUCCUGGACGGAAAUUGCUUGCAAACGGAGACAUCGUGAUUCACAGCACAAAAAUGGAUCUGUGCUGUGUGAUCACAACCAUGCAGCCAUGGUCACAUUGGAAAUGGCCAGGAGAAAGCCCCGUCUGAUCCUGACAGAUAUCCUAAAGACAGAAAAGGGAAAGGCUUAUAUGGAAAGGAUAAAACAGAAUUGUACCUUGGGAAAUCAACAAGUGUCAAGUACGCGGAGGAAGACUGGUCGGGGCAGAGAAGAACCCCUGAUUUGCCGAGACAAAAGGUCCAGUCAGAGGGAGACUAGGAAUGAUAAAAUCAACAAUGUAACCCCUAAACACAACCAGAAGACCACCUCAUCACCCUCUCAAAGAUCACGACUGAGGAGAAGGUUAAAUGUUGAUGACGAAGUGGACAAAGAAGAAAGAGAUAUUGAGGAGGUGAUAAUAGGCAAGGACCACGCAGAGGACUACAAAUUUGCUGAAGUUGUUGAUUGUGGCUUGUCAGUGAGCUGGGAGCCUGCUGAGGAUAGAAGAAGUUCUAAUGAGUUCUCCCCUGCUGCCAUAAAGGACAGGUGGACUGGUUCAGAAAAAGAAGUACAAAACAAUUUGAAGAGGAAAAGAAAGGAUGCAGGGGCCCAGUGUAAUGGAACAGGCAGCCCCAAACGCCACCGUGAGAGUGUACUUCGCCUCACUGGAGAAGACGGAAGAGAUGGAAGACCAGCCCUGACGGGUUUUUGUCUGGAAGAAAGUGGAGAAGACGGAGAUUUGGAGAGCCUCGAUCGUAGCAUUGUACAGUUCACUGUUGGAGCAGAUGAUCCAACAGAAGUUCUAGUCCCUAACAUCAGUCCUACUUUGGAGGCCAGAGACUUUAUUGUUACCCCCAGACAAAGUCAAUUGUCUAGCCAGGACAGCACAACCAAAAGAAGCCCCGCUGAACCCAUUGUGCUGUCCAGUGACGAUGAGGAGAGCUGUGACGUUCCUCAGCACUGCAGCCCAGCGCUCCAUACACUGGUCACUGUAGAAGAAGCAGUAAUACAGGCACAAUCCCCAAAAGCUGUGGCCAAACAGCAAGAAGCUUCUCACAUAGAGGACAUGCAGGUGUUGCAUGUAGUUGUAGAAGAUCCUCCUCUCAUCCCUAGUGUAGACUACUGUGUGAGCGUGGCCUUCUCCGCUUUGCACUGUGGAGGUUUCCAAGGGAAAUCGAAUGGAGACUUAAUGAUGGCAGCCAAAAAAAUCAUCAUCCCACUGAAAGACACGAGUGAACAGGUGAGAGUAAUCUUAUCCAUUGAGCGUAAAGAGCUGCGGAGGUACGGAGUUUGGGAGCUGCAGGACCUGGAGGCCCAGAAGCUUCACUUUAAGACUGACCAGGAGCCUUCCCCUCGCGCUAUCCUUCUGUUUUGUGUGUCAGAAAAGGCUGCAGCUGCUGUACAGCAGGACCUCCUGAAGCUGGGGGUCAAACAAGAUGGUCCCACGAACACUGGCAAGGUGAGCCCGUUCAUCCUGCUGACCCUGAAAGAACCUCUGGAGGGAAUGGAGGGGGCUUUAUUGCGCUCCUUGUUGGAUCUUGACUGUAUCCAAAGUCUUGAAAAUGAAAAAUCCAUUGUUUCUCAUGAUGCAGACAGAGUUAGUGGUUUGGACCUCAUCCACACUCCUAUUCUUUCUGUGGGACAGUGCAUUGAGCUGAUUAGAAAAAGUGGACGGGACUCUCACCUGCUGUUCCUGUUUGGCCUGGAGAGCACUGAACCUAGACUUAACACAGACCAGGAUGGUCCACAUUCUGAUACAGACAAAAACACCACACAGAAAGAGACAAUACUGGAGCCGGAGACAGCGACAGAACGAGACACAGGGACACCACUCAAACCAGAGGAGCUUGAGCAUCCCUCUGAGAAGAAAAAGGAGGAACCCGCUCCUGUACACACAGUGUGCCAUCGUAGAACCAAAGGAUCCUACUCUGUGUCACUGUGUAAACCAGACUCCAGCUGGAUUAAAUAUAAACAUCAGGGCCUAGCCCACAGGUUGAUCCAGUUUCCUCCUCCACCAUUGAAAGGAGGAAUAACUGUUACAAUGGAGGACCUGCAGUGCCUUGACAGUGGGCAGUUCCUCAAUGAUGUUAUCAUUGACUUUUACCUCAAAUACCUCCUCCAUAAGGCCUCUGCUGCUGUGGCCGAGCGCUCACACAUCUUUAGCAGCUUCUUCUACAAGCAGCUGACACGGAGGGACAAUGCCAGUGAAGGUGGCACCAGUGACUCCUGUCAGAGGCAGAGGCGGCACCAACGUGUGAAGACAUGGACACGACAUGUAGAAAUCUUCAAAAAGGACUUCCUGUUUGUGCCUGUCAAUCAGGAGGCUCAUUGGUAUUUAGUUGUUAUUUGCUUUCCUGGACUGGAUGAGCCAAAAUCUGAGGACUGGAAUGGUCCGAACUCACAGACUGGGGAGUUACAGGAUCAAGUGGUGGCUAAAAGCCAAAAUGAUAACAAUGAGACACCACCUACAGUAAAUCACAGUGACAAUGUGGACACAGAGACUGGAAAUGGUCAAGAAGAACCCACUAAAGACCCAAAACCUGGUCCAGUGACCUGCACUGAGCAGACCUACCAGAAGAAAACAGUUUGCAAGAGGCCGUGUAUUCUCGUCAUGGAUUCCCUCAAACGUUCCCUUCAUGAGCGAGUCUUCAAACUCUUACGGGACUACUUAGAGUCAGAAUGGGAAGUCCGUCGUGGUUCGUCAAGGGACUUUAGUCCUGAUCAGAUGCAGAGCUCACACUGCCAAGUUCCCCUUCAGGACAACAGCAGUGACUGCGGCCUCUACCUGCUGCAGUAUGUCGAGAGUUUUUUAAAGGACCCUGUGGUGCACUUUGACCUCCCUCUACAACUAGAACGUUGGUUUCCACGGCAGCAGGUGCGGAGGAAACGAGACGAAAUCAGAGAUCUGGUACUAAACCUUUACCGACAUCAAAACCUGGAUAGUAACAGAUAGACAUGAGAAGCAGCUCUGCUGUUCAGUGCAUCACAUUCCUGUAGCCAAUAUAUUAUCACUGCUCAUACUGAGCAACGGACACUUCAGUUUGAACUGAAAAUAUUUCCCUUAAAUUAGAUGCUGUUAUUGUUUAAUGCAUUAUCUUGAACACAACAUGUAAACUUUUGACUAUCUGUGGGUCCUGUGAGUGAACAUGAAGGCAUCAGUUAAUUUAAAAUAAACAGGUAGUUCAUCCAACCAGAACGAGUUUUAAGGUAGAUUGUAUGUAGACAUGAUAAUGUUUGUACACCCCAUAACUUUUUUACUGAUUGUUUUUAUGCUGCAAGAUAUUUUAUUAAAAAAAAGAUUUUUUUAUGUAGAGUCACAAGUCAAACUAAGAAUUGUGUAGCAAUGGUUAAACCUAGUUUGUACAGCAAAUUGUGAGCAGUUUUAGUUGGGUUUACUUGCUUUUGUGAGACAUUUCAUGUCAGGUUUGCCUUUCUUUUUUUAGUCAUGGGGUUUGAAAGCUGCUCUGAUUCUGCAGUCUUUGCAUGAAUACCCAUUUACUGAAUGAACUGAAUUCCCCUGAUUUCCUGGCAUUGUAUGAAAUACAUUGCAGUUUCCUUUCUGAAUUUCAUUAUAAGAUAACAUGCCAUUGACGCCUCAGGAACUGUAAUCCCAACAUGAAGCAGCAAUUCCAUCUUUUGCCCUUUGUCGGAUACAUGGAACUAGAAAAAUGUUGUUGUUUCAGUCACUCAGUGCCUCACUCAGUUAUCCUGUUAGCCUCCCAGUGCCAGAUAGGAAACAUGACGCUGUCUAUAGAUGACAGUAAGCUGGGCCAGGGGUCAGCAACCUUUACUAUUAAGAGCCAUUUUCCAAAAACAAAGAAAAAUUUGUCUGGAGCCACAGAACAUAUUUGAGCCUUAUAAUGCUAAUUAUGCCAGCAGCGUUGGUGGUGAAAGCAAACAGAUCUGUCCAUGCACUAUUACAUUCUUUAUUUUCCUCAGAUUUGUUUUUUGUAUUUGGAAUCCAUAGUUAGCCUAGCUAGAGAGACUAGUAUCCGCCACUAUUGAGGUUCGGCAAAAUACGGAGGAAAAGGUCAGGAUGUAACAUACAACGCACGUUUUAGUUGCCGAAAUGUUGAAACAAUCUUUUUUAUUUGGUGUGUAAAUGCUAAACAUUUUUAUGAUUUGAGAAUGUAAGAAUUACUUUAGGUGUAUGACAAUGAUGAAUGAAAAUGUUAAAAGAUAAAAGUUAUUCGUGUCCAUAUGAUUAUUUGUCAUAGGAGCCACUGGAGAGGGGCUAAAGAGCUCCAUGUGACUCCACAGCCGCAGGUUGUCUACGCCUGAGCUAGGCUCGUCCACUCACCUCUUUUUAAGAAUUGAACUGUUGUAUGUUACCAUUUAUCUGUUACACCCUCUAUACUGCAAUCCAUCAUGGACCCUAAAAUCAUGCUGGGGCAAAGUAAUGGUCCCCGAUGUCAACUUCACCCACACAAAUGGGCAGAAUUAGGAAAAAUUGGGAUUUCAGACUAUCGACUUUAGUUUGCAUAUAUUCUAAAUACUGAUGUGGCAUGGAAGUUAUUUUGUAUCUUUGACAUUUUCAUUUAUUUAUCCAGACUUGCAAGAAGUUCAGGGGUGCACAUACAUUAGCAUGUGUAACAGUAUUAUGUCAAACACAAAGUCACUUAAUUCAGACCUAAGAGACAUUGCAGUCCAUCACUGCUGCUGCCUAAGUUCUUCUCAACAGAGAUCAGACUUGAUGGUCUAGUAGUUUUUUUCCCUUUUGUUCAGAUGUUUGCCUCCUUUAACACUUUGAAGUCCUCGAUGACAUGUUUUUUUAAGACAUUUGUGUUGGAUGAAUAUAUAGAAGCCAGUCCCAAAAUAUCUUUGGUUUCAAUUGUGUAUUAAAACUUGUAGACCAAA